CCGGAAACGCUCAGGAUUUACUGGAGGCACGAGGUUAAAUGAAAUUCGUGGCCCCUGGAUCCUGGUACUCUACAUCCAUUCCCUCGCGUGCGCCAUACCCACCGAUAGCCCUUCAUAUACUGAUCAUCCGCGUAUACCCAGUUUGUGGUCUAGGGGUCUCAAGUUGUUCCUAGGCUAAUCUCACUCUACCGUUUUCGGUACGUUGUCUCUUUUUCCUUUUCCUCGCGUCCGUUGCACGCAUCCGCGCUUCCUUUAUUUACUUCGCAUCCACUGUACGCACCGGCCUCCGUGCCUACUGUCAAUCUUGCCUGGCGGCCGCCGUAUGGCCUCGGCCGCGCCUAUAUUCUUUUCGAUGUAUCUUCGCGAUCUGAUUCUCGGUUCUUUAUUGCUAGCUUGAUCUUUUUGCUGAUUGUAAGUAUUCGGUUUUGCUGAGGGUAAAGGUAUUGCGACCUUUGACAGGUAGGAUCCCGUAUGCACUGCUUGUCGUCGCCGCGCCACUUUUUUGGUGCCUGUUCGGUCGCACAAAAACAUGAUUUGAAGCACAGCCACUCACAGUUCUUUCCCCAGCAUUCGCACAAGCAGGGGCUUCACCGACUGUAUCCUGGGGAAGGCAUGGCUAAGAGAUUUGCCUCCGCCGAUAACAUUGGUAAACCCAAUUCUAGUCUCGCAGAAUGGACGUCCAAGAUCAGAACCCUCCAGAACAUGGUUGACGAAGAUGCUGCCAAGGAAAGGACACAACUAGAACUUGAGAUCGAGAAAAGCAGAGAAGAGCGAUCCCAUAAAAAGGCACAACCAGGACAAGGGAAUUUCGCUUUCCGCCACGCGACAGAGGUGGACUCGGAGGGGAACUUGGUACACGUUCCGUCCCACCGCUCGCCUCCAACUUCUUUGGCAGAGUUUAUAGGCGGUCGGGCACCUGGCCCACGUCUGAACAAGCACAAACCUCAGCAGAAUGUCGAUGACCCCGCCGCCUUCGAUCUCAGACCGUAUGCUGAUGGCGGAUCGCCUUUAUUCCAAGUAGCCCUGGGUAUGAUAAAAGAGAGAAACACCCAUGGGCCACCGGGAGGAGUGCGAUUGCCUGGCAUGACACCAGAGUUCCAAGCUGGCCAGAAUGGCGAAGCAUCACCUCCUGACCGAGCGGACCUUUCCGGCCUUAAUCCCCCAGCCCAUAAGGAGGAUGAACAUAGUGCCUCCAUGUCAUCCCUCAGGGAAUUGUCCGUCACUGCAAAUCCUUUGCCAGUGCAUGAUUCGUUACCUCCAGCUCCAAUGCAAAAUACCAACCUGAAUCUUUUAUCCCCUACUUCCGGAUAUGAGGGGUUGGAAAAGGCUCUAACAUCCAAUCCGACAAGAUUGCAAGGCCGCGGAUUUGUAGGGGAAAGAGUUAAAGUUUCUAAUACCUCAAGCAUUGCCAUCCCAGUGUCUCCAGCGCUUCCAACGGAAUGCGGCCUUGCUUCUCCUCGGUCGCCUCCAGGUUCCCUGGUACGCGAUAAAUCAGUCCUUAACCGUUGGCCGCCUGCCGCCAAUAUAUCUGGCGAACGCGGUCUUGUUGAACACUGUCCACAAUCCUCAAGGGGUCACGAACUUUCUGAUCAGUCUCAUUCUAGUAAUAAUAGCGAUCGUUCGAGGGCUUCGGGUAUCAUAUCAAUGGGGGCCACACAAGAGCCUGGUUUGCCGCUGAAUGAUGACGACCGCCCAACGCUCGUAUAUAAGGGGAUGGAAACUUCGAGGCCAAGUUCAGUCGGUCCUUCUGCAGAUAAAGCAUUUAGUGGGUCACGAUUUCCCCGGGGGUCAUCUUCGCUCACGCACGUUACUAAGAAUAGAGCACGCAAGCCUCCCAGCAAAUCAGGUGCCUCGGCGACUGAUGAUUCAGAAGUUGCGGGUACAACAUAUCUCAGCCCUGUGACCGCCCCAGAGGCUCCAAUGCAUUCCAAGCCUCUCGUCGAGGAGUCCAUCAUUGGAUCAACAGGGCGCGUCGUGGAUACACGGGACGGUCAGGUUAUCACCAUGAAAGAAACAUCGGCUUCGGCAAGUGUUCCGCGGGACAGGGACGCUGAUUCUGACGGGAACAAAUCACAUCCUCCCGUUUCUUCUGGUACGCGUGCCCUCCCGGGCCUGGUACAAUCCUCAACAACGAAGUUGGUCAGACUCGGAAUGUCACAGGAGUCAGCUGUGGCACCCCGUGCAUCAGGCCCGAGAGCGUCAGUUAGAGAGUCAUGGGGUGGACAGCUCCAAUCCGAAUCCGAGCUCAAAUCAGUCGUGUCCAUCAGCCCCCAAGAGUUGACUGCAGUCACAAUUAGAAAAGAGGUCGCCACACCAACCAUCCUGAGGAGUGCUGAGGCCCAGUCCCCUCCUCCCAACCCACCCUCUCCACCCACAACAAUCUCCAGGAAAGGAAGAGCAGUCAUUUCGGAGAAAACCAAAUCUGACCCGGUUCCCCAAGUUGACGAGUCCCUCCCCGUAGUCGACGUGAGAUCCAUCCUACAGUCUGCUGCCGUGAAGCCACCCCUUUCGUUCGACUUGGCUUAUACCCCAAUCUCUACCGAGGUUUUUGUCAUCAGAGGUCGAAAUGCAGACUCGGUGUCGUCAUACCCUCAUAUAUUCUACGACACGGAACUUCGGGUUAUCUUGUACAGAUGCAAGGAACCUCGCAGUAGCGAACUUGCAUCGACAGUUAUAUGGGUAUGGCGAGGGAGGAAUGCAGCAAUGGGAGGAGAAGAAGAGUGGAAGAUUCGAGAUUUGGAAUCGCGAUUCGGCACGAAAGCUAUACGGUGCAAUCAAGGAGGAGAGCCAUACGACUUGGUUGGGUUGCUCGGAGGGGUUGUAGCAAUUCGUCGUGGAACUCAAGGCAAUUGGACAAAUGUAAAUGCAACAAUGCACUGUGUCCGUGAGCUGUCCUUUGGAAUCGGGAUUGUCAUCGACGAGGUCGACCUCAAUAUUUCAAACCUUUGCUCUGCAUUCUCCUAUGUCAUCGGGGCCCUUGGUCAAAUAUAUGUUUGGCAUGGGCGGGGUAGUCUCCCCACCGAGCAGUCUCAAGCAGUCUCUUAUGCAGCGCUUAUGAGCAGGGACAAUCUUCCCGUAAAGGAAUUUAAUGAAGGGAGGGAAGACUCAAAGUUUUGGACGUAUCUCGGUAAUGGCAGUUGGGCGAACGCAAGAUUUUGGAGCGAGCGGCGGGAAUUACAGAAAAGAACACCCAGUGCGUGGAGUGUGGCUUUCCCCAGGAUUCACUUUGUCCCAUUUUUUGGCAAUCAGCACUUAGAUCAUGGUACGGUGUACGUUGUGGACGGCAUACUAGAGCUAUUUGUUAUUGUUGGAAAGGACGCUCGGUCUCAGCGGAAUGAUAUCCGCCUUGCUCUAGCACUGGCCGAAGGAAUCUCCUCAGUCACAGCUUCUGAACGCCCGUUUGAAGCCCCUGUGCAUGUCGUGAUAUUACCUAGCCAAUUGCCGCUUGACCUGCGCGUAGGUCAUACUAGGUUUUUGGAUGAAACUUUAGUCAAUGGCGGGGCCAGUCCCGGUCAUCUGAAUUUGCUUCAUCUUAAAUCAGCUAAAGCCCAGGUAAGUGGUAGUCACUAGUCGACUGAUCCGGUUGGUAACUGUGUUGCUGGAAGCUGGUCAAGUCAUCUAUUGGCGAGGCGGAGGACACAUCGUUGCUACCACCUGGUACAGCGCCCUAAUUGGACUUGAGACCAAUGCGUACGCUGUUCGUGAUAAUGGAACGUGCCUAAAUAUUUUGAGGUGGCGGUAAAGGGCGUAAAUGUGGUUCCCAAUUACCAAUGCCUAGAACAACCACGGGUGUUCAUAUGGGAAUAGAAAUCAGAUUUCUCUUCCACAGGGAAAGAAGCAUAAGCUAAUCGCAGACAUUGCAACAAACAUGAGCAAGCCAUAAGAUGAUGGUUAA
Molecule: messenger RNA, 3895 nt
Organism: Cantharellus anzutake
Lineage: Eukaryota; Fungi; Basidiomycota; Agaricomycetes; Cantharellales; Hydnaceae
Exons: 9
Coding region: 472-3570 (1032 amino acids)
Biological process (GO): actin filament severing; barbed-end actin filament capping
Molecular function (GO): actin filament binding; phosphatidylinositol-4,5-bisphosphate binding
Source: RefSeq, a predicted model, not a curated record